Molecule: messenger RNA, 3051 nt
Organism: Fraxinus pennsylvanica
Lineage: Eukaryota; Viridiplantae; Streptophyta; Magnoliopsida; Lamiales; Oleaceae
Source: the annotation of a GenBank genome assembly
AUGUUCAGUGGGCAAAUAAAUGCUAAUUCUCUUAACAUAUUCAAAUGGAAAUGGCACAGUACAUCAUCUCUAAAGAUAGGGUUGCUUAAAGAUGUACCUCCAGAAAUUGAAUUGUCCGACUAUCAUAAGCCCCCAAGCCCCCGUAGUGAAAGUCUGUCUGGGCUUCUCGAUGGUGAGACUUCAAAUGUAGAGCCCAUCGGUGAGUUUUGGCUUCAUCGGACCUGGAUUUUCUGUGGGUUUCAGCACAAUGUUCUGAUUGAAGUACUCAAGGAAUGGACUGGCUGUUUUUUGCCUGCUGUAAGCGUUACAUCAUCUCUAAAGAGAGGGUUGCUUAAAGAUGUACCUCCAGAAAUUGAAUUGUCCGACUAUCAUAAGCCCCCAAGCCCCCGUAGUGAAAGAUACCUUGGAAUAUUUUCCAUAUACUGGAUCUUCUGUUUCUUGAGGUUUUUCACGCAAUUAAAGGAGACUCUUAAGAUCCGUCAGUUUUUCUACGGCAGUCUCCAUGUAACGGACAAUGAAAUAAAAACUAUGCCAUGGGCAUUGAUUCUUGAAAAAGUCGUUCAGGUACAAAGUUUGCAACAACUAUGUGUGGUCAAGGAUCUUUCUAUUCACGACGUGGUGAUGCGAUUGAUGCGGAAGGAGAAUUAUUUGAUUGGAAUGGUUAAUAAAGGAGUGCUUGCUUUCCCUAUUUCUGGGUGGGUUCCAGGUGCUGGUCCAACUUUCAGAGUUGGUCUAAAUGGCGUGCAACAUCGACUAGUACUAACAAAGACACUUGAAUGGAUCUUGAAUUGGUGCAUGUUGCAGAGCAUGUUUGACAGAAACUUUUGUCUGCGGAGGGAGUUUGUCUCGGAUCCUAAAACAUUAAGGAAAAGGCUUAUGAUAGUUGGCUUUGCAAUGCUGCUUCUCUCUCCUUUUCUUGUCAUAUUCAUGCUGGUAUAUCUUUUUUUAAGACAUGCUGAACAGUUUUAUAAUCACCCGAGUACGGCGUCACAUCGAAGAUGGUCAAACCUCUCCAAGUGGAUGUUUAGGGAAUUCAAUGAGGUUGACCAUUUGUUCAAGCACCGGAUAAAUAGCAGUGUGGUGCAUGCUUCAGAUUAUCUCAAGCAAUUCCCUUCACCUAUACUAACCAUUGUUGCGAAGUUUUUCUCAUUUGUUUUUGGUGGCUUUGCUGCUGUCCUCAUAAUUAUUGCCUUCCUAGAAGAGUCUCUGCUAGAAGGCCAUAUAUUUGGUCGCAACUUAUUUUGGUAUGCAGCAGUUUUUGGGACUAUAACUGCUAUAAGUCGGGCUGCAAUAGCGGAUGAGUUGCUUAUCCUGGAUCCACAGAUGGCAAUGUCACGUGUGGUCCAACAUACACAUUAUAUGCCAAAAAGAUGGCGGGGAAAGGAGAAUACCAAGACUGUACGGGCGGAAUUUGAAACUCUAUUUCAGUACAGUGGAAUGAUGCUGCUGGAGGAGAUGGCCUCAAUCUUUAUCACGCCAUACUUGCUUCUAUUUGUUGUCCCAAAGCGGGUGGACGACAUUUUGCAGUUCAUUGUGGAUUUUACUGUGGACGUUGAAGGUGUAGGUCAUGUUUGCUGUUUCAGUGUCUUCGAUUUUGAAAAUCGUGGCAACAGCAAAUAUGGUUCACCAUUUAACUCACCUCGCAUCCAGAGGAGCUCCCAGGGGAAAAUGGAAAAAUCGACCUUGAGCUUCCAGAUUAGCUAUCCUUCAUGGGAACCGGAUGCUCAGGGGAAACAAUUUCUUGCAUCUCUCAAAGCCUUUCGAGAUCAAAAGUUGCAAGGACAAGGAACGAGAAUUGCAGAGUUGGCUUCUAGAAUGCAGCAGCAGAGUCCAAAUUUUGGAGUGUUUGGUGGCCGAAACAGCUUCUUCUUGAGGGAAAUGCCUUUUGGUAACGCUGUAACUGGUUCAAUGUGGCUGAUAGAUGGUGAACAGAAGAAUUUUCCAUAUAUUCUUGACUGGUAUUAUACCUCACAAAAUCACGAUAGAGCUUUUCAUACAAGAGACAUUUCAUUUAACACUUUUGCUGGUGUCGAGGAUAACCCUAAUGACAUCUGGAAUGCUUCCCACUCAUCCGAAAAAGACGCAAAAUAUGAUGACAACUGGAGAUAUUUUGAUGACGAUCGUGUGCAGAGUCAUCUCGAGGUUUCUACAUCUUCUCCUCUCUUUCGGGAAAGUGUCUUGCAACAUCACAACACAAGUAAUGCAGAACACCACCCGUCCAGGAGCCAUUGGUGGGCUAGAAGUCAACCACAAGGCACCGAUCCGCAGACAAGUUUUCUUCAUCCCCCAAAUUUCUUCCACAAUGCUCCGCAUGAUCAUUACGAUAAUUUCUCAGACCAGAGUGUGGAGGAUCAAGAACACUCAGAAUGGAGGAAUCGUAAGAGGCUUUCCCAAUCUUUCCUUAUGGAUGACUUGGAUGGUGGCGAAUUCCGUCUUCCAUUCGAUGAUAUAUAUACAAGCAGGCCUUUAGAGAGGCCUACUGGGAGUGCAGAUCCUUUAAAUAUUGUCGGAAACAGAGCACAGUCAGUAACCAUCAAAUUCCCUACAAGUCCAUCACCAGGAGAAGAGCUUCGUCGAGAAUCCACCACCAAUGAUCAGUCUUUGAACCACGAGUCACAUACUCUGAUUUCUUGUUCAAAGACUCAAUCUUUACUCUUUUCCAGCCCCAAAACCCAUAAAUUUCAGACCGCCUUAUCUCAGAAUCUGAACACCCUUGUUGAACCAAAUGGCCAAAAUGUCUCUCAGUUAUCCUCAAGACAGAGGAAAAUUAAAGAAAGAUCACAAAUUGAGGAGGCUUUUGAGUCGGCCAAGUCGGCAGAUGACAUGCUUGAAGCAUUCAAAGACAUGGAGGCGUCCUUUGAUGAGAGAGAGCUGGGCUUGGCGUGCUUGAAAAUGGGCCUCAAACUUGACCAAGAAAGUGAGGACCCUGAAAAGGCUCUGUCUUUUGCUCGGAGGGCUUUGAAAAUUAUGGAUGAUAAUCAGAAUGAUAGUAAUAAGUUUUUUUUUGCCUCUUGCCAUGACUUUGCAAUUGUUGGGUUCUGCUUCUUAUAG